Molecule: messenger RNA, 1490 nt
Organism: Grammomys surdaster
Lineage: Eukaryota; Metazoa; Chordata; Mammalia; Rodentia; Muridae
Product: tryptase beta-2
Exons: 7
Coding region: 409-1233 (274 amino acids)
Biological process (GO): proteolysis
Molecular function (GO): serine-type endopeptidase activity
Source: RefSeq, a predicted model, not a curated record
UUUAGGGUGGCUCACAGACACCAUAAUCUCUUUUCCUGUCUCAUUCUUGGGAAAUGUGUUAGAGUGUGUCAACAUGUCAUGCUGGGGUGACACUGAGCCAGGAGUCUUCUUGAGACCUCCUCUAUAUCCCUGGGGCAGGAUCCCCAUCGCAACAGUUGGAAGGAGCACCAGCUCAGUGAUGGGGAGCACUCAACUGAGACGUAUUCUCAGUAUGCAGUGCUUUGUCCAUGGAGCCAGAGCAGAGUAGCAGCGUGAUCUCGGGGCCACAUCUGUCCAGGUCUCCUGAUGUGGAGGGCUGCUUAUGGGACAUCUGAUAAGGUCUGUGCCCCUCCUCUCAUGCACUCUGGUCUGGAAAAAUAAAAAGGCAGAGGACAGCAGGCCAAGGAGAGAGGAGCAGAGACAGCCAAGAUGCUGAAGCUGCUGCUGCUGCUGGCACUGUCCCUCCUGGCUAGUCUGGUGCAUGUGGCCCCUCGCCCAGCCAAGGAGCGAGCGGGCAUCGUGGGAGGACACGAAGCUUCUGAGAGUAAAUGGCCUUGGCAGGUCAGUUUGAGAUUUAAAUCCAACUUCUGGAUGCAUUUCUGCGGCGGCUCCCUCAUCCACCCACAGUGGGUGCUCACUGCAGCACACUGUGUGGGACCGCACAUCAAGAGCCCAGAGCUCUUCCGAGUGCAGCUUCGUGAGCAGUAUCUAUACUAUGGGGACCAGCUACUGCCUGUGAACUGGAUCGUUGUGCACCCCCACUAUUACACGGCCGUGGGUGGGGCAGACAUUGCCCUGCUGGAGCUUGAGGACCCUGUGAAUGUCUCCACCCAUAUCCACCCCAUAUCGCUGCCCCCUGCCUUGGAGACCUUCCCCGCAGGGACAUCAUGCUGGGUGACAGGCUGGGGUGACAUUGAUAAUGAUGAGCCUCUCCUGCCACCUUAUCCUCUGAAGCAAGUGAAGGUCCCCAUUGUGGAAAACGGGCUGUGUGAUCGGAAGUACCACACUGGCCUCUACACAGGAGAUGAUUUUCCGAUUGUCCAUGAUGGCAUGCUGUGUGCUGGAAAUACCAGGAAGGACUCCUGCCAGGGUGACUCAGGGGGUCCCCUGGUCUGCAAAGUGAAGGGUACCUGGCUGCAAGCAGGAGUGGUCAGCUGGGGUGAGGGCUGCGCACAGCCCGACAGGCCUGGCAUCUACACCCGGGUGACGUAUUACUUAGACUGGAUCCACCGCUAUGUCCCUGAGCAUUCCUGAAACCCAUCCAGGGUCAGGGAAGAACCAGGCCCCUGCUCCCUUUAACUCGCUGCUUCCUGCCCAGGUGGAACCCUUCCUUCCUUGUCCUCUGUUGCCCCCGUCUUCUGGACUUCUGGGUGUCCCUCUGAACCCCCACUCCAUUCUACCUUGAGUCCCUGGCCACUCCUGUGGCCUCUGCCUCCCGCCACACAUAGCUGUACUGUGUGGCUCCCUCUCUUCUGUGGCUCAAUAAAGUACGUGAAAACUUUGCUCCAAGA